This is a messenger RNA of Oncorhynchus tshawytscha (Chinook salmon), 2360 nucleotides long. RefSeq lists its product as uncharacterized. Bases 1 to 879 code for a protein of 292 amino acids. The transcript has 8 exons. The record is from RefSeq and is a predicted model, not a curated record. Lineage: Eukaryota; Metazoa; Chordata; Actinopteri; Salmoniformes; Salmonidae.
AUGUCCAUCAAAGAGCUUCAGCGACAUCCGCACGGCGCCAUUGGCAGAGGAGCAGAUAAUGAUGAAGAUGGCUAUCACCAGAGCCAAGAUGAAAGCGAGGAAGAGUCAGGGAGGCCACCGGGUCAAAGACUUCUGAUUUUGACCAUUGGAAGUGUCUAUUUCUUCUGCAUCCGAAGAUACCAAUUCUUAAUCAGAGAGGUACGUGGGGCUGCUUUAAUCGACAUCCACAUCAUCGGUGCCCGGAGGGCAUGUAACGGCUGUUGGAAGGAGAGGACCAAAACGCAGCAUGUCGCCUGGGGAGUUGCCUGGCCAUCGUCUGCCCUAGUGGAGGCAGUACCAGGAAGAACUACUCCUUUAGCAACGACGAGGUGUGGCAGACCGACUGGGAGAACCAGAGGCUGCUGCGUCAGUUGUCGCGCCCCUCGACCCACUCGCGACCAUGCAGCACUAGUAGCUCCCGUAGGAGAUCCAAUGGAGGAUGAGGGAGUCCGCCCCCUGUCUGCCUCUACCACAGUGCCCUCAACAGGCAGCGUGAGCAGCAGCGCAUCGAGAAGGAGGACCUGGUGUGUGUUCUUCUCUUUUUCCUUUCCUGCUGAGGCUAGAGUCAGUGAGGCCCACCCGGGGCAUGAAGAAGGCAGAGAAGCUGGCAGACUACCAGUGCCAGGCCGGAUACCUGGGCAUCGCCACCACGCUCUCUGCCAUAGACAGAUCGCCCUCCAAUAUGGAACGGACCUCCAGCAGAACGUCAGCAGGAAAGAUGCCCAGGCCUGGCAGUACCAACCACCACCACAGUGCCAGGGCAUCAUAUGCCAUCGCUAUCGCCGCCACACCCCUACCCAGGCAUGCCAGUGCGGCAGCGUCCCGGCAACCUGGUCCUGAGAGCUGUGCUCAGGGAGGAGCACCAUUCCCCAACUCCCCACCUUACCAAGACCUUACCAAUAAGGCAAUUACUUGCCCCUAAACACUGAUCCAAGCUUAGCAGGUGGUGUAACGCUCGUCGUUGGGAGAGAGAGAGGAGGACCAAGGUGCAACGUGGUGAUACCUUGUAACUGGAGAUUCCUUCAAAACGAUUGCCUAUAGUUACCGUGUAGGGCACUGCAAGGUUGGGUGACCAGGGCCAUCUGGAACUGCCUCCUGGAGGAAUUCAGACAUGUGAAGGCUACCUGUGUCCUAUAUAACUUCAUGAGGAUGGACAAGAGGACCAGUUGGGGAUCUGCAGCUCGAAACCAUGUGCCAGAGGAGAAGUCUGCUGCUCAGCAGGAUGUUUCAAGGAUGGGGUCCAACAAUGCAGAGCGAGAGGGUGCUGUUCCCUGGCAACACCAUAGACUACAUUACACUGAUUUCUACUUCUCAGGUUAGGGUGCUGUUUAGGUAAGGGUGUGAUGUCUGUACAAAAACAAAACAGACUAUUUUAAGUCACCCAUAUUGAAAUCAUGUAGAACAAUUAGACACCCUAUAACUCACACCUACACACUCCUGUAUCAAUCUGAUUGAUGGAUUGUGCUGUGCAGGCUCAGGUGUAUAACUGUGGCUCCUUCCAACUUCAAACAGUAGGCAAGAGGGCCAACCAUGGAGAAUAGUAAGACACUUCAUUAUUUCUUUAACUCCGCUAUAUUGUUUGUCCUCGUGUGUCUGCAUGUUUUUCAGCAUAAAGUAUUAUGCAGCCACUUACUGUGGACACACACACAGAUUCCUGUUGAUCACUGUCUCUACCUAACUUCUUUUCUCAAUAACAGUCUCUCUCCUUCACUUCAUCCCUAUCUCCCCUUCUCCCUAAACCCUAUAAGUUAUAUCAGCUGUGUGUAACUUGGCUAGUUAAAUCAAAAAUAAAAAUAUUAGCUGUGUCGGUGAACCCCUCCCGCAUCUGAACUGGCAACAUAGAGGGCACAGCGUGAUCAGAGGUGAGGUCACUUGGUCGGGUUAACAGGAAGUAUUAUUAGAGAUGCUUUACAUUGAAAUAUAAGUAGAGAUGCAGUAGUCCCAGAGUUAAUGAUCCAAGGUCAGUUUUGCAUUUCACCUGAUGAUUAUGAUGACUUACAGUGUUAGAAUACUUUUUUUUAAAGCAUGGCUUAAACAUGCUAUCUCUCUCCAUCUGUCUCUCGUCUGCAGGUAUGUUUUGAUGUGAGAGAGGAUGCCAAUCGCCAGUCCCGUCAUUGCCACCUCACCCACUCUUAAGAUAACCUUUGGGCCGACUGGGAGCCCAAGGCUGGUUAGGAGACACAACUAGAGAAACUAUUUUGUAAUUGUGAUGAACUGAGAUAAUAUUAGGGUAACACUGUGAUUCAUUAAUCAUAUGCUGUCUUCCCUGCUCUGUUCUUACCUCUUUCCCUUUCUUUUUAUCUCUCUCAUCGCCACCUCUU